AUUAUUGAUUAUGGAAUCAGUUAGUAUAUUUCAAAUAAAUUUUGAUUAUAAUCCAGUGGCGGGAAGGUUGUCCCGAUAGGUAGUUGCUGACAGCCUUACUAUGGCGACACUAAAAUUAUUAGUCCUGUUGGCAUCCUGCCUUGUAGCCCAUGCUAUUCCACAAUCUCCUCCGGUAUCAAGAUCGACGAUAUUCGGCGAUGAAAGGUUAAAAGGCGAAAUAUUUGAGAAUGUUGAUGCCUCAAACGAGGUAGCUAUCGACGAGAGAAAUAUCGAUGCUAGCGCCUAUCGUCUUCCCAACACAACUAGACCGGAGAAUUACGUUGUACUAUGGGUCGUGGAUACCACAAACCUAACAUUCGAGGGAACAGUUGACAUCACCCUUACAGCAACUCAAGCGAAUGUAAAUGAAAUUGUAAUUCAUGGACACGACUUGACCAUCUCGUCUUUGGUGUUGAGGCUGAACAAUGUUAUACAGCCUACCACGUACUCGUUAAAUUCCGUGUACCAUUUCUUGCGAAUUAGUCUAACUAACAGUGCACUGCAAUACAAUCCGACAAAUCCUGUUAGAUAUACAUUGUCGAUUGCUUUUGGAGCACCUUUGAGGAAUGACAUGUACGGAAUAUACAGAAGUUGGUUCAAAAACAGAAGUACGGAUCCAAUAAGGUGGAUGGCAACUACACAGUUUCAAGCAACAGCAGCCCGUUUCGCAAUGCCAUGCUACGAUGAGCCUAGUUUCAAGGCUACCUUCAAUAUUACUAUCAGACGUCCCGUGACCCACAGGAGUUGGUCUUGUACUAGGAUCAGACAGACUGUCAAUAGCCCGAACACGUUGUAUCAGGAUGACAUAUAUUACCAAACUCCCGUGAUGUCUACAUACCUCUUAGCUUUAAUUGUUGCCGAAUACCAUUCUUUGUCAGUCUUAGAGAACGGUAAUUUAACUUACGAGGUAAUCGCAAGACAGGGAGCCAUUGAAGCUAACCAGGGUCAAUAUGCAUUUGACGUUGGACAAGAACUUCUAGCUGAGAUGAACAACCACACCGCAUUGAACUUUAGGUCAAUGAAUCCUUACCUAAAGAUGACUCAAGCGUCUAUACCAGAUUUUUCGGCGGGUGCUAUGGAGAACUGGGGACUGCUAACUUACAGGGAGGCUUAUUUGAUGUACGAUCCUGCGCAUACCAAUGACUACUACAAGCAAUUGAUCGCAUACAUCCUUUCCCACGAAAUCGCGCACAUGUGGUUUGGUAACUUGGUAACUUGCGAAUGGUGGGGCGUGCUAUGGCUGAACGAAGGUUUCGCCAGAUACUACCAGUAUUUCCUUACUGACUGGGUUGAAGAUUACAUGGGUCUAGGUACUAGGUUUAUAACAGAGCAAGUACACACGGCGUUGCUCGCUGAUGCUGCCGACAAUCCUCACCCACUUACAACUCCUGGAAUAGGAAGUGCGGUUGCUGUCAGAACUAUGUUCUCAACAAUCUCAUACAAUAAAGGUGCAGCUGUCAUCAGAAUGACGGAACAUUUCCUUGGAUUUGACGUCCACAGAGAAGGUCUACGCAACUAUUUGGUAGAGAAGGCAUAUUCAACUGCUCAACCAAUAGACUUGUUCCGUAACUUGGAAUCAGUCGGUAUAUCAUCUGGUUCAUUGGCAGCUUAUGGAACUGAUUUCAACUUUAUCGAAUAUUACGAAAGCUGGACUGAACAGUCUGGUCAUCCAGUUUUACUUGUGACUGUUAAUCAUCAGAACGGUGACAUGACAAUCAUUCAGCGCCGUUUCAACAUAAACACUGGCUAUUCUUCUGUUAACACCAAUUGGAUUAUACCCAUCACCUUUGCGACUGCCAGCAACCGUGACUUUAUUAAUACCAAACCAACACAUAUUAUUCGCAAGGCUGUUACUAUCAUCAACCGAAACUCCACUGGUGAUGAAUGGGUUAUAUUCAAUAAACAGCAAACAGGUUUCUACAGAGUUCUUUACGAUGAUUACACUUGGAAUCUCAUUACGCUUGCUUUGAGAGGACCAGACAGGCUUCAGAUCCACGAAUAUAACAGAGCUCAGAUCGUGAAUGACGUAUUCCAAUUUGCCCGCUCUGGUCUUAUGAACUACACCCAGGCCUUUAACAUUCUCUCCUUCUUGGAGAACGAGACAGAAUACACUCCAUGGGUUGCCGCCCUCACUGGAUUCAAUUGGAUUAGGAACAGGUUUAGGGGCACACCAUUGCUGGCUCAAACGGAGGCUUUGAUGGUGAGAUGGUCCGCUACAGCGAUCAGAAGUCUGACCUACUACCCUCAAGCAAACGAGUCGUUCAUGCGCUCCUACCUUCGAUACCAACUGGCUCCUGUGCUAUGUGCAAUGAAUGUGCAGGAGUGCAGAACUGCCGCUAACACACAAUUCCGUUCUCUGAUUAAUAAUGGUAUAGAGGUUCCAGUAAACAGCCGUAACUGGGUGUACUGCAACGCCCUACGCGAUGGCACCCAGGCCGACUUUAACUUCCUCUGGACCCGUUUCCAGAACCACAACGUCUACACAGAGAAAAUAUUGCUUCUUUCCGUCUUAGGUUGUACUCCACAUGCUGCCUCCCUCAACACACUCUUGACUGCUAUUGUACAAGACAACUUCAUAGUACGUCCCCAAGAUUACACGACAGCGUGGAAUGCUGCCACCUCAGGCAAUGAGGGCAAUACUCAAAUCGUUUUUACUUUCAUCAGAAACAAUCUCCAGACCGUCAUCAAUGCUUUUGGAUCUGCUUCCAUUCCUUUGUCAUACAUCUCUUCAAGACUUAGAACUGAAGCUGAAAUCGUAGAGUUCCAAAAUUGGGCGAACCAGAACCGUGUAGCCUUGGGAGACGAUUACCAGAGCGUGUACAAUGGUGCGGAAGCUUCAAGAGAAAGCAUUCGCUGGGCGGCGAGAGUAACCAGUGAUUUCAACAACUACUUCGUUAAUGGUGAUUCCCCAAUUGUGCUCACUACGACUACAAGAGCUCCUGUCACGACCGUAUCUACAGUCACAGCGCCACCUGUCGUUGAACCAACAACACCUGCUUUACCAGGAUCAGCAAUGACGUCAUUCGUCUCCUUAUCUGCUCUUUUAUUAGUUGUUGUUAAUUUCGUUCUUUGAAUUACAUUCUGUUAGAAAUUAUUUUUAAUAUUUAUGUGUCCUACUAUUUAGAGUCUUAUGUAAAUACAAUUUUUUUAAGUCUCAAA
Messenger RNA from Papilio polytes (common Mormon), 3198 nucleotides. It is a transcript of the gene Apn3, whose product is annotated as membrane alanyl aminopeptidase-like. The record is from RefSeq and is a predicted model, not a curated record. Gene Ontology annotation, molecular function: metalloaminopeptidase activity; zinc ion binding; peptide binding. Gene Ontology annotation, cellular component: cytoplasm. The coding region runs from base 101 to 3112 and encodes 1003 amino acids. Lineage: Eukaryota; Metazoa; Arthropoda; Insecta; Lepidoptera; Papilionidae. The transcript is spliced from 15 exons. Gene Ontology annotation, biological process: peptide catabolic process; proteolysis.